Messenger RNA from Hordeum vulgare subsp. vulgare (domesticated barley), 1308 nucleotides. Its product is annotated as 11S globulin seed storage protein 2-like. Gene Ontology annotation, molecular function: nutrient reservoir activity. NCBI's taxonomy places the organism in Eukaryota, Viridiplantae, Streptophyta, Magnoliopsida, Poales, Poaceae. The record is from RefSeq and is a predicted model, not a curated record. Bases 1 to 1107 code for a protein of 368 amino acids. The transcript is spliced from 2 exons.
AUGGUGCAGCGCAGCUCCAACGCCGAGGUCAUGUCGAUGGACCUGUCGCCCAAGAAGCCGGCCAAGGCCUACGGCAGCGACGGCGGCGCCUACUACGACUGGUCGCCGGCCGACCUGCCCAUGCUCGGCGCGGCCUCCAUCGGCGCCGCCAAGCUGCACCUCUCCGCCGGCGGCCUCGCCCUCCCCAGCUACUCCGACUCCGCCAAGGUCGCCUACGUGCUCCAGGGCGCCGGUUCCUGCGGCCUCGUCCUCCCGGAGGCGGCCAAGGAGAAGGUGAUCCCCGUCAAGGAGGGCGACGCGCUCGCGCUCCCCUUCGGCACCGUCACCUGGUGGCACAACGCAGAGGGCUCCUCCGCGGAUCUCGUCGUGCUCUUCCUCGGCGACACCUCCAAGGGCCACACCCCCGGCCGCUUCACCAACUUCCAGCUCACCGGCGCCACCGGCAUCUUCACCGGCUUCUCCACCGAGUUCGUCGCGCGCGCCUGGGACCUCGACCAGGACGCCGCCGCCAAGAUCGUGUCCACCCAGCCUGGCUCCGGCGUCGUGAAGGUCGCCGCGGGGCACCGGAUGCCGGAGGCGCGCGCCGAGGACCGGGAGGGCGUGGUGCUCAACUGCCUGGAGGCGCCGCUGGACGUCGACAUCCCGGGCGGCGGCUGCGUUGUGGUGCUCAACACCGCCAACCUGCCACUGGUGAAGGAGGUCGGGCUGGGCGCCGACCUGGUGAGGAUCGGCAGCCGCUCCAUGUGCUCGCCGGGCUUCUCCUGCGACUCGGCAUACCAGGUCACGUACAUCGUGCGCGGUGGUGGGCGCGUGCAGGUGGUGGGCAUCGACGGCACCCGCGUGCUGGAGACCCGUGCGGAGGCAGGGUGCCUCUUCAUCGUGCCUAGGUUCUUCGUCGUCUCAAAGAUCGCCGACGACACUGGCAUGGAGUGGUUCUCCAUCAUCACCACACCCAACCCAAUCUUUAGCCACUUGGCGGGGAAGACGUCUGUGUGGAAGGCAAUUUCGCCGGCGGUGCUAGAGACAGCCUUCAACACCACUCCGGAGAUGGAGAAGAUGUUCCGCUCCAAGAGGCUCGACUCCGAGAUCUUCUUCGCCCCCAACUAGAUCAUCGUCCAUCCGUCUCGCAGAUUACAUUUUGUUUUUAGGUCAUCGAUAGAGAGGAUAGUUAAAUUGGAAUGAUGUGUCUGGCUGUCAUUGAAUUAGCAAAUGUAAUAAUUAGCCUGAGAUGGACACGAUCGUGGUCAAUUAGUAUUCAUGGUACUCUUUCAAAACCAUUAAUAUUCAGUGGCGGUCCUCCCAUAUAUA